Messenger RNA from Cylicocyclus nassatus, 1855 nucleotides. The record is from the annotation of a GenBank genome assembly. NCBI's taxonomy places the organism in Eukaryota, Metazoa, Nematoda, Chromadorea, Rhabditida, Strongylidae.
GCUUUUAGGGAAUGUGGGUAAGGACCGCCCUAUUGGUGUCUUUUGUUGCGAUAUCCGUAGUAACAAGUGAAGCAGGCAGCAAGGAGAAAUUGCAACAAGUUGUGGUUCCCCCAAUUUCUGACGAAAAGCAGAAACAGGAUGUUGCUACCGUGGCAAAGGAGCAACCACCUUUUAAAGCGUCACUUAAGGAUCUCGACUUGUAUGGAAUAGAAUUUUACCAUGGAUUUCUUGCUUCGCUCUCCGUCAUUAUCGUAUCAGAGCUGGGUGAUAAAACUUGGUUCAUAGCAGUUAUUAUGGCUAUGCGACAUUCACGACUGACAGUAUUUACCGGCGCUAUGACCGCACUUGCGUUGAUGACGGUGUUGUCAGCUUGUCUUGGAUGGGUAACACAACUGAUACCUCGUCAAGUGACAUAUUAUGUCUCCACAGCGCUUUUCGCCUUGUUUGGACUCAAAAUGCUUCACGAAGGCUACCAUAUGUCACCCAGUGAAGGACAGGAGGAGUUUGAAGAGGCACAAGCCGAAGUUGCUAGACGAGUGGUAAAUCUAGAUGCAGCUAAAUUUGUGGAUAUGGAAGCAGGAAGAGCCGGGCAAACUCAGCAGUCAUCCUCAGCGUGGCUUGUAUUUUCGUUUGCUUCACGAAUUUUUAUCGAAGCCUUUACGAUGACUUUUGUGGCCGAAUGGGGCGAUCGGUCACAGCUCACUACUAUCAUCCUUGCUGCUCGAGAAAAUAUAGCUGGAGUCAUUAGUGGAGGUAUUCUCGGUCAUGCCAUAUGUACAGGAAUAGCAGUUAUUGGCGGUAAAUUGGUUGCUCAAAGGAUCUCAGUUAGAACAGUCACCAUCGUUGGCGGUGUUGUAUUUUUGAUAUUCGCUUUAUCUACAUUCUUCAUCAAGGACGAUGAUAAUACUCCGGCCUAUCAAGGCUUAUUAGAGCUCUCUCCUGUUCAAAUUGCGCUGCAAGGGAUUGAAAUAUUGUUGAAAUUUGCUAUUUCUACUUCGGCUAGAGUUUUUGAAUCCGUUUCUCAUUUUUUUAAUUUGUAACGUCCCUUUUUGUAUGCAACAGACGGAUUGAAAGUACUUGCAUAUUGCUUUUUAUCCCUUGUGCAGCGAAGGCACUAAAGGUCGCUGGUAUGGACAUCGUAAAGAAAGAAGGACUUACAAGCUGACUGUGUUCAGUCACUCUUCAUUCAACUCUCAUGUUCAAGACCAAUAUUCUUUCUUUAUGGUUGUUCAUGCGCACAAUUUUCAGACGGCUAAGCUUUACAUUUGUUACUGCUAUACUUGCAUUGAUUCUUCAUCUCGAUGACCUUAUUGCUCUUUUCUCUAGCGCCAUACAGAUUCGUAAUUAAUCAUCAGCCCAGUUAAACUCUAGAGUAAAGGUGAAAGAAUAUGUGAUAUAGCGAAUGUCAGUGCACGUCGUUUCUCUCAGUGAAUUGAGUGGUGUUGUCGGGUACUAAUUGUUACAAAUGUAUCAUUAUCACUAUUGCGUGAUCGAGAUCUACUCUUGGCUUCUACUAAUUGUCAUUAGUUCAGUGCGAGAUAUGGAUUUAUGCGUUCCGUUAGUACCUUUUCACUGGUAGUUGGUUAAUGACGGCGGCGAUUUAACAGUAUUCUGGAAUUGGUCUUGUUAUUUGUUUUUUAGGUGAAUAGCAUUUUCAUUUCGAAAGUUUUUUUUCAUUCAAAUCGUAGGAAAAUACAGCAAUAACAAUGUUUGGAGAUUUACGAGGUGAUUGUUGAUUUUUUUUCUUGCUUACUUGCGUCUGAGUAAAGCAUACUCUGAUAUUCACUAAUGCUCGGACUAGUUGAAUUAUUGCUCUCGGUUUUGUGAUUGCUGCAACGAAUAAAUUGUCCGAUUA